Molecule: messenger RNA, 1659 nt
Organism: Brassica rapa (field mustard)
Lineage: Eukaryota; Viridiplantae; Streptophyta; Magnoliopsida; Brassicales; Brassicaceae
Molecular function (GO): zinc ion binding
Source: RefSeq, a predicted model, not a curated record
AUGACGCAUAAUUUCGAUUACAAAGUUGUGAAAUCUGACAGAAACCUUUGGUACAUCCGAUGCAAAUACAACCCUUGCAAAUGGAGUGUUCGAGCUGAGGGGUUAUCAGGUUCCACAUAUUUCAUCAUCAAAAAAUAUGUGGCGGAUCAUACAUGCGCUGCGUCGAGUAUGAAUAAUGGUGGUCGGACAGCUUCUGCAAAGACAAUUGGCAGUCUAAUAAUGCAUAGGUAUGAUGGUGUGAAAGAAGGUCCCAAAACAAAUGAUGUCAUACAGAUUAUGAGGAUGGAACAUGGAUGUGAGAUAUCUAAGUCCUUAGCAUGGGAUGCUCGGGAGUUUGCAAUUAGCAUGGUUAGAGGUAUUCCAGAGAAGAGUUUUGGAAAAAUUCCAAAGUACUUGCACAUGCUGAGAGAAGCUAAUCCAGGAACGCAUACGUUUUAUGAAACCGAUGUUGAUGGUAGAUUCAGAUUUCUCUUCGUUUCGUUUGGCCAAUCAGUACGAGGUUUUCAGACAGCCAUGCGACAAGUUCUUGUGGUAGAUGGGACAUUUUUGAAGAGCAAAUACAAAGGGGUCUUACUUGCUGCGACCGCUUUAGAUGGAAACUCUAACUUGUAUCCUGUUGCGUUUGCGGUUGUGGACUCAGAAAAUGAUCGUUCAUGGGAUUGGUUUAUGAGACAGCUAAAGGUUGUUAUUGCGGACGAGCAUUCUCUAGCUUUUGUGUCAGACAGAAAUGCCUCACUUUGUAAGGCAAUAGAGAAUGUGUAUCCUCUUUCUCAUCAUGGAAUUUGCAUCCACCAUUUGUUGAAUAAUGUGGUCACACAUUACAGAGGAAAGGGACUGGCUGGAUUGAUUGCAAAAGCUUCUAAAGCUUAUAGAGUCAUUGAUUUUCAGAAGCGAUUCCAAGCUGUCUGCAAUAUUAGUCCAGCUAUUGGAAAAUAUUUAACAGAUGCAGAUGUUACAAAGUGGGCUCGCUGUCAGUUUCCAGGAUUCAGGUAUGACAUCAGAACGACUAACCCAGCUGAAUCAAUAAACUCUGCUUUGCGCACACCAAGAGAGUAUCCAGUCAUUCCUUUGUUGGAUAGCAUCAGAGAAAUGCUGACCCGUUGGUUCUUCGAACGGCGCACACGAAGCAGGAAGCACACAAAACCAUUAACUAUUGCCAUCGAGAAAAAGAUAGACAGGCGGAUUAAUAAGGGUAAAACGUUUCUGGUUCAGCCAGUUGAUGAGUACCGUUUUUUGGUUCGCGGAGAUACAAUCGACUGCCUGGUUGAUUUGGAUAGAAGAACCUGCUCAUGUGGGAAAUACGACCUACUGAAAAUCCCAUGUAGACACGCAAUCAAGGCUGGUUUAACAGUUGGUCGAGCCCCAUCCUCACUAACGGAUGAAAUGUACACGACUUCCACUUGGAGAACAGCUUAUGAAGAAACUAUCAAUCCAAUAGGUGUUCCGGAGGAUAGUUGGGUUGUUCCAGAUGAUGUCUGGAAUGCUAAUGUGGAACCUCCUGAAUCAAGAAGAGGAGCAGGAAGGAGAAGAAAGCGCAGAUACGAGACGGUCGAAGACAAACUUCGUUCAUCGCAAGGAGCUGAAGAAAAGAAGAGGCGCAGAUGCAGUCGAUGUGGCGAAGAGAAUCAUAACAGAGCUACAUGCGACAGAGUGAUUUAG